This is a messenger RNA of Coniosporium apollinis CBS 100218, 630 nucleotides long. RefSeq lists its product as uncharacterized. Bases 1 to 630 code for a protein of 209 amino acids. The transcript has a single exon. The record is from RefSeq and is a predicted model, not a curated record. NCBI's taxonomy places the organism in Eukaryota, Fungi, Ascomycota, Dothideomycetes.
AUGGCCGAUUUCAUGAUGCACCAAACCCCGGCACAGACGCCAUACAUGGUACAACAGCCACCAUACGUGUUACCGUCACCGCUUCAGCAGCAAUUCGGCGGAACCGUACCGCAGAUGAUGCCUUACGUACCGCUCGGGGCACCCUUCUACACCAACCACGCGCCGCCUCUUCCUACAUACAGCCAUAUUCCGAACGGGGGCACUGCACUGCAUCAGGCGACACCACCGGUCUCACACCCGCAAUUCGACCCCAUGCAGGCACAGCUCCAGCUCCCGACCUACACCGCCCUCUACCCAGUCCAAGCCACCGCCACCGCCUCAGUCUCCGACGCGCCUCGAGCCGGCCACGCAACACCACCUGCCCACCCGAUCGCCAAUCCAUCAACCCAGGAGUCGCCCGCCACACCGGAGAAAGAAGCCUUCUCCAACACGCUCCUCUCGCCCACCUCCUUCUUCUUCAACGAGCUUGUCCUCGGCUGCAGCGACGCGACCGGGCUGUGUCAGUGCGGGGAUGGGUGUACUUGUGUCGGGUGUCUGACGCAUGGGGGACAUAAUGGCGUGCCGCUUGAGCCGCCAAAUGGAGGCGAGAUUGGGGAUAUGGGGUUUACGGGAGGGCUGCCGGGGGGAUGA